CCGCCGUGGAUCAGCGCGAUGGCGGCGGUGGCUGCAUUCCCUGCGGUGCGGCUCUCGCUGGGGCGGCGCCGGUGCCUCCGCUGCGGGCCCGGUCCGCGGCCUGUGCCCGCCGGCGGGGCCGCUCCCAGACCGUGCAGCACGCAGGCGGCUCCGCAGGGCAUCAACAAGCCCAUCAUAGACCGCAUCAUCCGCGUAGACCACGCGGGGGAGUACGGGGCCAACCGCAUUUACGCGGGGCAAAUGGCCGUGCUGGGCAGGUCGAGCGUGGGACCGGUCAUCCAGCAAAUGUGGAAUCAAGAAAAAGUCCACCUGAAAAAGUUCAAUGAGCUCAUGGUUGCAUACAGAGUUCGACCUACUGUUUUAUUGCCUUUCUGGAAUGUAGCAGGUUUUGUUUUAGGGGCUGGAAGUGCUUUACUGGGAAAGAAGGGUGCCAUGGCUUGCACAGUGGCAGUGGAAGAGAGUAUAUCAGACCACUACAACAACCAGAUCCGAACUCUGAUGGAAGAAGAUCCAGAAAAGUACAAAGAACUAUUGCAGGUAAUAAAGCAAUUUCGGGAUGAUGAACGGGAGCACCAUGACAUUGGGAUAGAGCACGAUGCAGAAGCAACACCAGCUUAUUCUGUUUUGAAGACAGCCAUACAGCUUGGAUGCAAAGCUGCAAUAUUUUUAUCAGAAAGAAUUUAGUGAUGUUUUCCAUAAUGGUUGUGGCAAUAAACUGGGACACAA
Lepidothrix coronata (blue-crowned manakin) is the source of this 726-nucleotide messenger RNA. RefSeq names its product coenzyme Q7, hydroxylase (gene COQ7). Bases 19 to 684 code for a protein of 221 amino acids. The record is from RefSeq and is a predicted model, not a curated record. Lineage: Eukaryota; Metazoa; Chordata; Aves; Passeriformes; Pipridae. The transcript has 6 exons. Gene Ontology annotation, biological process: determination of adult lifespan; ubiquinone biosynthetic process; regulation of gene expression. Gene Ontology annotation, molecular function: 3-demethoxyubiquinol 3-hydroxylase activity. Gene Ontology annotation, cellular component: mitochondrial inner membrane; nucleus.